CGCCCCCGCUGCAGCCAGCGCGCACUCCCAGGAGGCGUUAGAGGUAGAAGCAGCACCAGCACCUUCCGCAGCAGCAGCAGCCACGGGCGGUCUCGGGCGGGGUCGGCCUGACUGACCCAGAGACUGAAGGCACCAGGGGCGCGCCGCCCGCUGGGGCCGGCCAUGGAAGGAGGUUCCUUCGGAGCAGGCCGUGCGGGGUCUGCCCUGGACCCUGUGAGCUUCGCGAAGCGGCCCCAGACUGUGCUCCGGGUCGUGUCCUGGCACCACCGGCUCAAGCCUGGAAUCACCAGUCCAGGUGAAGGCUUCUGUUCCCACACUCUUGAGUGGGCCGUGAAGAGACACUACCAGCCCAUGCAGUUCGGAAGACCCAGCUCGAAUGUCGGCCCCGGCUCUUAUCAGCAAUGGGACCUCAGACAAAUCACUUCACCUGUUGGAGCCCUAAUUUCCUCAUCUGUAAAGGGAAUAAGAACAAUGAAUGGCACCUUCGUGAUUUUCUGGGAGCAUUCUAUGAGUGAACACAUGUAAAGUAGCAGUUUUAAGCACGGUGCCUGGACAUAGGAGUUGCUCACCAAAUGGUGUUCUCCAUCGCCGUCUUCGGGCCCAUUGUCAAUGAGGGUUACGUGAACUCCGAAAGUGGUCCGGAGCUGCGCUGCGUCUUUAACGGGAACGCAGGUGCCUGUCGCUUCGGCGUCACGCUCGGCCUCGGCGCCUUCCUCGCCUGCGCAGCCUUCCUGUUCCUAGACUUGCGCUUCCAGCAGAUCAGCAGCGUCCGCGACCGCCGUCGCGCGGUGCUGCUGGACCUGGGCUUCUCAGCGCUCUGGUCCUUCUUGUGGUUCGUGGGCUUCUGCUUCCUCACCAACCAGUGGCAGCGCACGGCGCCCGGUCCAGGCACCAAGCAGGCUGGAGACGCAGCACGGGCCGCCAUCGCUUUCAGCUUCUUCUCCAUCCUCAGUUGGGUGGCGCUCACCGUGAAGGCCCUGCAGCGGUUCCGCCUAGGCACCGACAUGUCGCUCUUUGCCACCGAACAGCUGGGCACCGGGGCGGGGCAGGCCUACCCCGGCUACCCAGUAGGCAGCGGUGUGGAGGAUACCGAGACCUACCAGAGCCCACCCUUCACCGAGACCCUGGAUACCAGCACCAAAGGGUACCAGGUGCCCGCCUACUAGUGGCUGGCGGGCUCAGACUAGGGCCGGAAGGCUGCCCCACCAAUGCAGGGCCCACGGCCUCCUGCGACCUCCCUCAGGUCCCAGUCCAGCUUUAGGAAUGGAGAAGUGGCUACUGUGGGCUGUCUGGGACCAAGAGAGGAUAGCCUCCAGGGUGCCAGGGCUGUACCCACAAGUUUCCCCAGUAAGUACCUUUACUCUCCAGCCCCAUGCCUGAAGUCUUGAGGAAGGGACAGCACAGCCCUGGACAUGUGUGCUCCAGCCUCCAGUGGAUCAGCCUGCGCAGAGGGCCAUUCCCCUCAUGAGGCAGCCAGCCCAGGGUUUAUCUGUCCACUCUGGAGUGAGGGAUCCAGCUGCCCUCCAUAGCCAGGUGCAGGGCCUGCCCCAGACUGGGGGCAGCACUGUCUCCACCCCCAUGCCAUGACCCAGGGAACAUGGCUGAUGGCCACUGUUCCCCGUCUCAUGUCACCGUGGGUAGUGGCAGUUCUUGCUCCUGUUGUGGUGGUUCACCGCACGGGGCCAUGUGCUCUCUGGAGCCUCCCUCCCUUUCCUCUCACCUGCUCACUAGAGUAGCCUGGCCUUGUUGAUGUUGUGAUUGUAGUCUUCAAGUUUCAUCUGGUAGUUUCCAUGCCCCGCCCCAGGCCUCUGCCUGAGUGGGCAGUUCUGGCCAGGAAGGCACAGCAUGGCUGUAGGCCUGGGCACCAACCAGCCUUCUCUCAGCCCUUCAGUAAGACUUACCCAAGGGAGGCUUGGGACACCUGUGUGCCUGGCAAGACGAGCCCUGGAGAGGAGAGAGGCUGCAUUUGCCCAUGGUGCCCUGGAGACACCAUUCUGUGCAAACCCCUUUACCUUGGUUUCCUAGACCAGUCCUUCAACUCCCCACCCUGCACCCCAUUUUAAGGCCCAGUCCAAGGUUGGGGUCCCUCUGUAUAGCUGACUACUCAUGCAUUGCUCAAAGCUGGCUUUUCACAUUAUACCAGAUGCGGUUGCCACAUUCAAUUCUUAAAAACAGACACCUCCCUCUGGAGUUGCAAUUGAGUGACAACCCUGUACAUUGUAGCAUAGAUCAAUUAUGUGUGGAUAUUUAAGUGAACAUGUUUACAAUUUUUGUAUAUAUGGAUUUUCCCUGUCCUCUGAAAGAACAAUCCGUGAUUGUGUAUUUUCAGUGUCCCAUGUUCCAGCUGCAAGUUCUUUACAAUAAAGACUGGAGCCCUG
Molecule: messenger RNA, 2378 nt
Organism: Phyllostomus discolor (pale spear-nosed bat)
Lineage: Eukaryota; Metazoa; Chordata; Mammalia; Chiroptera; Phyllostomidae
Gene: SYNGR3
Product: synaptogyrin 3
Exons: 5
Coding region: 573-1166 (197 amino acids)
Cellular component (GO): neuromuscular junction; synaptic vesicle membrane
Source: RefSeq, a predicted model, not a curated record